Messenger RNA from Alosa alosa (allis shad), 1890 nucleotides. RefSeq names its product nucleoredoxin-like protein 1. NCBI's taxonomy places the organism in Eukaryota, Metazoa, Chordata, Actinopteri, Clupeiformes, Clupeidae. The record is from RefSeq and is a predicted model, not a curated record. Gene Ontology annotation, biological process: photoreceptor cell maintenance. Gene Ontology annotation, cellular component: mitochondrion. Bases 448 to 1131 code for a protein of 227 amino acids. The transcript is spliced from 3 exons.
UAUGUGUUGUGUUGGAGCAGGCGAAAGAAACAGCAGGUUCGGCUCAUCUCAGCUUCUCAUUUUUUACCAUCACAGAGAGAGAGAGAGAGAGAGAGAGAUCAAAUGGGGCAAAUAACUAGUAUAACUAUGUGAUUGAUAGCAAAAGUCGGAGAAGGUGCACACAAAAAGGAGGUUUUUCUUGUUCACGGUGACAGAAGACUAAAAGGCACCCAUCUGCAAGAGUCAAAGAAGAAACUAAACUAAAUAAGAAAAUGAGCUGCUGCUUGGAAAAGAAUGCUAACAGAAAUACACUGGUGGUGGCAUUGGAGCUAACAGGACUUUUUCUCAGAUGGCAGAGUGAGAGAGAAGUCUGAUAAUUAAUAUCCUUCUUCAAUCUUCCUGUUUAUUUCCCCCCUCAACACUCUCUGUUUCUACCUAGGAAGCAAACAACCUUUGAGAGUUUGGGCCAUGGAGCUGUUUUUGGGCAAAGUUCUGGUGAAGAACAACUGGGACCGCAAUGAGCUGGACACGGAACGUGAGAUCACCAUGAAGCUGCAGAACCGGAUCCUCAUGCUGUUCUUCGGCUCGUGGGACUGUGAGCGCUGCCAGGACUUCGUCCCGACCCUCAAGGACUUCUACAAGCGUCUGAUGGACUCGUUCUACAUGGAGCGGCCAUCCCAGCUCGUACUGAUCUAUGUGUCACUGGACGACUCUGAGGUUCUGCAGGAGAAGCUGCUGAAGAAACUGCCUAAGUGGUGCCUAUUUCUGCAUCACGACGACCCCUAUAGGAAGGAGCUGGGUGUGAAGUUCGAGGUGCAUGAGACUCCCACGGUGGUGGUGCUUCGUCCGGACGGUUCCUUGCUGCUGCCGAACGCCGUCUCUGAGAUCUGCGAGCUCGGGCCCGACUGCUUCCGUCAGUGGCAGGAGGCGGCGCAGGUCAUCGACCGCAACUUCGAGAUGCACGUGGAGUUCGACGACAAGAAGAUGCGCAGCGUCACCGACCCGAUCCGCAAGCUCAAGUACAAGGUGGAGAAGAAGAAGAAGUGGCGGUGGUUCCUGGGCGGACGGGGAGGCCGUGACGAAGAUGAGGAUGAGGAAGAUCAAAAUGGGGACUUGCAUGACAAUGGAGAUUUCAAAGGGCCCUGGGACUAAGUACAACGUUUGGGGAAAGACAGGGGCCGAUCACUUACAUCUUUUUGUUGCUUUUUUUAGUCUAUAUUUCGGUUACUUGAAUUUUAAGUGGCGGGUUAACUUUCAAAGGAAAAACCCUACGGUAACAAAAGGAAGAGGAUUUACGAGGUUAAAUGCCGUGGGUACUGGACAUAUGGUACACACAGUGGACAUGUAUAAAUGUUACAUGAAUUUGACAGCUCUGUCCAAAUCACAGAGACCACACAAAGCCUAAUGCACGUGGUAUCGCAAGAAUGUCUCCAAAUCUGUCUGUGUAUUAAAUCCAACAAGAUACAAAGAAAUGAUAUAGGCUAUUUUAUUGAAAAUACAAUACAACAAAAAUGAAAUACAACAUUCGUAUAAUAGGCCAAGCUCACUGACCUGACACCUUAGAUGAAAUUUGAGGUGGUAAUGCAGUGGAAAGUUAAGAGGGUAGUGUUCAUCUGCAGGGGUUGGUGAAUGAGAGAGAGAGAGAAGAAGAAGAAGAAGAAGAAGGAGUUGAUGUCAAAGUCAGAGUUCAGGCUGGUUAGUGUUGAGCUUACUGAUUAUGUAAGGCUGCUUCUUCUGCAAAACACAUCAUGAGUCUGCCAUUCUGACAAAGUAUGGAUAAGUAGAAUCAGUAGAUCUACAUUUGCAGAAAUGUCGGUCUCACAUUACUGCUGCUUUUGUUAUUUUUGUAAUACUUUAUAUAUCAUUUUUACUUUACUAUGUAUGCUGUAAGGUUAAUGUCAUGAUGCUGUC